Messenger RNA from Sciurus carolinensis (gray squirrel), 2905 nucleotides. RefSeq names its product PTEN induced kinase 1 (gene Pink1). Gene Ontology annotation, cellular component: mitochondrion. The record is from RefSeq and is a predicted model, not a curated record. Gene Ontology annotation, biological process: autophagy of mitochondrion; protein phosphorylation; regulation of apoptotic process. Lineage: Eukaryota; Metazoa; Chordata; Mammalia; Rodentia; Sciuridae. The transcript is spliced from 8 exons. Bases 71 to 1810 code for a protein of 579 amino acids. Gene Ontology annotation, molecular function: ATP binding; protein serine/threonine kinase activity.
CCCAAGUUUGUUGUCACCGGUGUUCCAGACGUUUGUGGCGGUGGCAGCGGGACCGGGUCGCAGCGCCACCAUGGCGGUGCGACAGGCGCUGGGCCGGGGCCUGCAACUGGGUCGGUCGCUGCUGCUGCGCUUCACAGCCAAGCCUGGCCCAGCUUGCAGCUGGGGAAGGCCCGGCCCAGCGGCCGGCUGGGGCCGCGGAGAGCGCCGGGGCCGGGCCCCGGCACCCGGCGCAGAGCCGCGCGGGCUCGGACUCCCAGACCGCUACCGCUUCUUCCGCCAGUCGGUGGUCGGACUAGCGGCGCGACUCCAGAGGCAGUUCGUGGUGCGGGCCCGGGGCGGCACGGGCCCUUACGGCCGAGCCGUCUUUCUGGCCUUCGGGCUGGGGCUGGGCCUCAUAGAGGAGAAGCAGGCGGAAGGCCGGCGGGCUGCGUCGGCCUGUCAGGAGAUCCAGGCAAUUUUUACCCAGAAAAACAAGCCAGUGCCUGACCCACUGGACACGCGACGCUGGCAGGGCUUCCGGCUGGAGGACUACCUGAUAGGACAGUCCAUCGGCAAGGGCUGCAGUGCUGCCGUGUAUGAAGCCACCAUGCCUGCACUGUCCCAGCAUCUGGAGAAGGCAAAGCCCGUCAGGCCUCUUCCAGGGAGAGGCCCAGAUGUCACCCAACAAGGAGAGGAGGGGGAGCAGGCUCCUGGAGCCCCAGCCUUUCCCUUGGCCAUCAAGAUGAUGUGGAACAUCUCGGCGGGCUCUUCCAGUGAAGCCAUCUUUAGGAAGAUGAGCCAGGAGCUGGUCCCAGCUAGCCGAGUGGCCUUGGCUGGGGAGUAUGGAGCAGUCACUUACAGAAAAUCCAAGGGAGGGCCCAAGCAGCUGGCGCCUCACCCCAACAUCAUCCGGGUCGUCCGCGCCUUCACCUCCUCUGUGCCGCUGCUGCCCGGGGCCCUGACCGACUACCCUGACGUGCUGCCCCCACAUCUGCACCCUGAAGGCCUGGGCCACGGACGCACGCUGUUCCUCGUCAUGAAGAACUACCCCUGUACUCUGCGCCAGUACCUGCGCGUGAACACUCCCAGCCCCCGCCUGGCCACCAUGAUGACCCUGCAGUUACUGGAAGGCGUGGACCACCUGGUCCAGCAGCGCAUAGCGCACAGAGACCUCAAAUCCGACAACAUUCUGGUGGAGCUGGACGCAGAUGGCUGCCCCUGGUUGGUGAUCUCCGAUUUUGGCUGCUGCCUGGCUGAUGAGAGUGUUGGCCUGCAGUUGCCUUUCACCAGCUGGUAUGUGGAUCUGGGCGGGAACGGCUGCCUCCGGGCUCCAGAGGUGUCCACGGCCUGUCCUGGCCCCAGAGCAGUGAUUGACUACAGCAAGGCCGACGCCUGGGCGGUGGGAGCCAUCGCCUACGAAAUCUUCGGGCUUGCCAAUCCCUUCUACGGCCAGGGCAGGACCCACCUUGAAAGCCGCAGUUACCAAGAGGCUCAGCUGCCUGCACUGCCUAAGUCGCUGCCUCUGGACACCAGGCAGUUGGUGAGGGCACUGCUCCAGCGAGAGGCCAGCAAGAGACCAUCUGCCCGAGUAGCCGCAAAUGUGCUUCAUUUGAGCCUCUGGGGCGAGCAGCUUCUAGCCCUGAAAAAUCUGAAACUGGACAAGAUGAUCGGCUGGCUCCUCCACCAAUCGGCUGCUGCCCUGUUAGCCCACGGGCUGGCGGAGAAGAGCCGCGUGGAAGCGAGGCUGAAGGUGCUGUUCCUGGCCAACCUGGAGUGCGACGCGCUCUGCCAGGCAGCCCGCCUCCUCUGCUCCUGGCGGGCGGCCCCCUGAUGGCUCUGCGCCAGCGAGUGUUAGUAAAGGACUCAGCGGCAUCGUGUGGUGAUGGUGUGAGUGUCAAGGGAGGGCGGGUGGAGGUCAGAGGACAAGCUGGGCAGAGGGGCUGGUCAGCCAGGGAAGGCCUUGGGUUUGGCAAAUGGCGGGAACACCUGAGUCAAAGUUCAGCUGGCUACUGACUCCAGCUGUGUGGGUUUGGACGAAGCCUAUAGCCCGAGCCAACUCAGGUUCUCCUACCCUUAAGAUCAAGACGCUGGUCCGUAUCAGGGGCUGGAAAGACUCUGUGGAGGGCUGCAGCUCCAAAGAGCUCUCCAAACACAUGGGGCUGUCUGAGGGCUUUAUUUAUGGACACUGAAAUUUGAUUUUCACGUGUCACCAAGUUCUUUUCAUUUUUUUAUUGUUAGGGACAUAAAACACUUUUAGAUUGCACGUGCGGGUCAGACUGGCUCACAGGCCAGUGCGCCGGGGCCUGGACUAGUGAAUUCACAAGGCCCAACAACGAGGUUCCUCUGCGUAUCAGCCGAGGGACUGCACUUCCGCCCCGGGGAGGCGGCCUCCUGUGCCACUGUUCACCAGAGAGGCCCACCUUACAGCCCUCAUCUGUCCUCACGGCCUCCCAGUGAAUGGCCCGGCUGGUCUGCUGGAGGACGCUGGGCUGAGGGAGGUCAGACCUGUGCUCUGCCUCAGAGGAUCCAGGCCCAGGCAGUGGUGGGGGUGGCAGAAUUCGUGACAGUUGCCCUCAGCCCUUAGUGCCAGGGAUGGACUGUGGCUUUUCUGGAGGGGGAUGUGGCACCAGCUGGUUCGUGCCCCCUAGGCUGAGGCGAACAUUUGCAGGGGUCAGUAUAUUCAGCAGUCAGCACAGAAAACAUGGGUGAGGCCUGGGCGGCGGGGCGCCUCUGCACGGAUAGGUGGCCCUGGGGUGGCUCUGGAGCGCCUCGCCAGGGUCCCUCUAGCUACGGAACUAAUCUCGCGUUACAGAAAUCACUGAUGAAAUGGAAAUUAACAGUGUGGCAUUUUGAACUUGCUGAUUUCCCUUCUGACUAGCAUUUCUUAUAGGAAUUCUGAUAUUAAAUGCAAAGUUACAAUGCGGAA